Messenger RNA from Effrenium voratum, 1287 nucleotides. NCBI's taxonomy places the organism in Eukaryota, Dinophyceae, Suessiales, Symbiodiniaceae. The record is from the annotation of a GenBank genome assembly.
AGCCAUGGGCUCCCAACAAAAUGCAUUUGAAGGGAGCCUUCGUCCAGCCUCCGCAGCUGCAGGCGAAACCUGCGGUAUGCAGGCCGAGGCGCGCAAGACCGAGCUUUAGAUGGCAAAGUUCCUGGAAGGCCUCACCUCUGGUGCUUUUGGCGAUGAGGACCCCCGCAACCUCAAAGCUGCCGCCCCGCUUGCGGGCGCGCGAGGAUAGAGCCCGGCAAAGAGAACAUGCCAAUUUGCCAAAGGAACCCGUGCUGGUUCCGAUGGAUGUGCCCGGAGAGGCCAAUGAGUCCAAUGAGGCGUUCCUCAUGCUCAAGCCGCAUGCGAGCACGGCGAAGGCGCGCGAGGCUGUUCGAAAGAUACUGGAGGACAAUGGCAUUGCGGUAGUGAAGGAUGGCAGCAUCAGCGCGGAAGAUGUCCGGCAAAGGCGCCUGAUCGAUAAGCACUACGGGCGCGUGGCCCAACUGGCCCUGGAGGUGUUUCCACAGGCUCUGGUGGUGCCAAAGAAGGGCCAAGCAGCUUUCAAGGAGUGCUUCGGCUUGCCCUGGAAGCAAGCCAUGGAGAAGGACUUGGUGGUAAAUGCCGACCAGGCCAUGAAGAGGCUGGGUUGGACAUCCGACGAGCUUGGCACGCGGUGGGACGAAUUGAAGUCAGGUGUUGGGAAGGUGAAAUUUGGAGGCGGCUUCUACUGCGGAUGUCUCUCUGGGCUCUACAUUAUCAAUGGCUUCUACAUGGCGAUGCGUGACAAUUAUUUUCGGACGGGCAGGUCUGUGGAGUGGUUUUGUCUGGAGUGGAGGGCCUCGAAGAUGUCGUGGAAGAAGUUUCGCGAAGAGGUAAUCGGUGAGACGGACCCGGCAGUUGCCCAUCCUCACUCCCUGCGCCGGCACUUCUUCGAAAAUUGGGAGAGGCUCGACUUACCUUCUGAACCCCAUACUGGGGAAAAUUGCAUCCAUGGCGCCGCUAGCCCCUUGGAGGCCACGAUGGAGAGGAGGAACUGGCUCCACGACGUCGGCUACUCCGACGCCUUCUGGCAACUGCUGCAUGAAGCAGGCGCCACCCCGGAGCAUCUGGAGAAAUGGAGGCUGAACCCUGUCGUUACUGUUGGAGAGAGGACUUGCGCACUCUUCGACCACGUUGAAAAUUUAGAUUGCUUCUCCUGCGUGGAGGCUCUGCAGCCCUUGCUGCGAUCCUGAAGCCCGUGAGUUUAGCUGGAAAUCGGAGAGACAGCGAUGGCGUUUCGAGCUUUGAGCUCGGCCUUUCAAUUGCACGCACCUAGCGAGAGAGUUGGCA